Messenger RNA from Penicillium malachiteum, 1194 nucleotides. RefSeq names its product SET domain protein. The transcript has 3 exons. The coding region runs from base 1 to 1194 and encodes 397 amino acids. The record is from RefSeq and is a predicted model, not a curated record. NCBI's taxonomy places the organism in Eukaryota, Fungi, Ascomycota, Eurotiomycetes, Eurotiales, Aspergillaceae. Gene Ontology annotation, molecular function: protein binding.
AUGUCUGGAAUCGAAGAACCCGCACGUAGCGGGAAGCCUAGUGCUGCUUCAAACCGCCCUCAACCUAUGCUCAGCCUCGAGGAACAGACCCUCGAGAAAGUUGCAGCCCUGUACUGGGACGUGAACUGUGUUUGCAAUUUUCAGCAGAUCGUUAACGACGCUCCAUCUAAAGAGGACUAUACAGAAUACCAGCGCAUGAAGCGUAAUACCGAGCUAUUCAUCAACCAAACCAUUACUGACUACAUCGCAGCCCUGAAUACCGGAAACCCGACCCGAUGUGUCAACUUUAUCGCCGAAUCCUCCUGGAAAAUCUUCGCCAUUUGUGCUCACUCUGAAGCCUUUCAGUUGGCCUCUAAGAACGCCGAUAACAUUGGUUGGUCUGCGCUGACUGAUCUCAUCCUACAGAACCGUCGCAGCCUAGAGGUCUUUGCGCGUUCUCGCGAGCUGGAGUGGCGUGGAUAUCUUCUAACUUACUAUCAUUAUAACCUACCAGCUCUUCAGGAAGAGCUUUCUCCGGAUGUUGAUAUUGCGCAAGAGCAUCCCCAUCAUACCGUUUUACUUGCAGAUGGGCACCUGAAGCGUCCAAUUUUUGAAGAUCGUGCACAGCGUACAAAAGUCAUGGGACCAUGCUUUUUAUGUCGUUCCCGAAGCACCUGUCAAUGCUACUUUCAACCCAUGGCGGGUGACUUGGUGGAACUAAUUGACUCUCCAAACAUGGGAACUGGAAUUCGCUCACUAGGCUCCUUCAAGCCAGGAGACUACCUAGCUGAAUAUGCAGGUAUGUUGAACCCUGUUGAAACUAAAUCAACUGAAGCAAUUUAUGCCCUGUCUCUAGCUGCACCCAAUGAUGUAACUGGCGCGAUGGACACCAAAGCCCAUGUCCUCCCUCACCAAUAUGGCAAUUGGACUCGGUAUAUUAACCAUUCCUGUGAGCCAGCACCCCCGAAAGCAGAGAAACCCCAGCAUAGAACAGGGUACGGCAACUGGCAAUGGGAAAUCAUCGCGGUGACAGUGAGCCUGGCCGGGUUUGCCCUACUCGUCGGUUUCCUGGUGAAGGUCAACAAUGCGUCCUAUACUUCCUGGCAAUACACUGCGUCGCCCAACACAAUCAUCUCCAUCAUCACUACGGUGGUCAAAUCCGCCUUGCUGGUACCCGUGUCCGCUUGUCUGAGCCAGCUGAAGUGGAACCAGUAG